UCGUCGAAAACAAAUCCAUUUCUGCCUGUGGGCUAAGCCCAUGACCCGGCCACACACUCCUCUCCUCUGAUUCUCUCCCCCCUUCCCUCUCGCAGCCGGCGAUGGCCGCCUCCCGCCGCCUGGCGCGGAAGCUCCCCUCCAUCAUCUCCAAGCACCAGCGCCUCAUCUCGCCGGAGAUCGAAACCCUAGAGGAGACCCCCGAAAUCUCCACCUCACCGGCCUCCAUCCCCCUCGACCCCACCCUGCCGCUCCUCCCGCUCGCCGUCUCCCACCUCUCGCCGCCGAGCCCCCUCCCGGCGCUCCCCUCCGCGCACGCCUCGUCCCCGACGUCGCUCCUUCGCCUCCUGCGCCGCGCGCGGCACCACCCGCGCCUCGCGCCGCUCGACCUCCACCUCCUCCUCGCGGCCGCCGACGCCUCCUCGGCCUUCCGCCCCGACCACCGCCUCACGAGCCUCCUCGCCGCGCGCCUCGCGGCCUCCCGCCGCCUCCCCUCGCUGCGGCGCCUCCUCCAGCUCGUCCUCUCCCGCCCCUGCCCCUGCGCCGACGACUCCAUCUUCGCCUGCCCCGAUCUCCUCCCGACCUUCCGCAAGGCCAUCCUCGCCUUCGCCACCUCCGGCGACAUCCCCGCGGCGUCCGAAGCCCUCGCGUCCCUCCGCCGCGCCGCGGACUCGCCCCUCCCCGCCGAGUUCUACAACAUCAUCCUCCACGCCCUCGCCCGUCUCCACCGCCAUGACGACGCCAUCCGCUUCUACGGCGAGAUGACCAGCGUCCACCGCGUCGCACUGGAUGCCUACACCUUCAACAUACUCAUCAACAGCUCCUGCCGCGUCGAAGGCGUCGAUGCCGCCAUGCGGUGGUUCGAGGAGAUGCGGCGCCGGAGCUGUGCGCCGACUGGUGUGAGCUUCAAUACUCUUAUGCGCGGGUUCUUCAGAGAAGGCAGGUAUAAGGAAGGCCUUAAGGUUGCUUAUGAGAUGCUGCAGCUUGGGGCCGGGCUGUCGGUUGCUUCCAUGGAGAUUUUGAUUGGUGGGUUGUGCCGUGGAGGCGAGGCUUUGAAGGCAGCCGAGGUGUUUGCGGAGUUUUUGGUGGAUGCGGUGGUUCCGGAAGGGUUUGAUUGCUUGGAUCUUGUUGAAUCCCUGUGCCAUGUUGGAAGGGUGGACAAAGCAGUAGAAAUAGUGGAGUUGGUAUUGGAGAGGAAUAGGGCAUGCUGCUUAAGUGUCCCUGCUGGUGUAACGGUUUUGGAGUGCUUGAUGAAGGCUGGGAAGCUGGAUGAUGUGUGCCGGUUGAUGGGAAGGAUGGUUGGGGAGGGGAUUGUCCCGGAUACCAUUUCUUGUAACUGUAUAAUUGAGUCAUUUUGUGAAGCUGGGAUGAUUUCUGAUGCAAACAGGCUGAGGAUUCUGACUAAAGAGAAGGGUUUUGCAGCCGAUGCUGCGACAUAUAGCAUGCUGGUGCAGGGCUUUGGCAGGCAGGGAAGGGUGAAGGAAGGUGAGGCUGUGUUGGAUGAAAUGCUUGAUUUAGGGUUUAUACCAAACAUUGUGGCUUACAAUAGGCUUCUUGAUAGCUUACAUGUGCGGAGAUCUUUGCAAUGACAAGUGAACUCCUGUAGGCAUGUGUAUGCUCCAAACAUUUUUUGGCCACAUGGAAGCAUCAAACUGCAAGACGUCACAUAGUUUGUGCUUGGAAUUCAUGUGCAGAGACUUUGGAGGAACAUAAAACAAAACAAGGGAUAGUCGGAUAGAUGACAGUUGAGACGAGCGGUGGUCAUAAUUGCACUGACAGAAGCAUCAAACUGCAAUGACGAGUGAACUCCUCUAGGCAUGUGUAUGCUCCAAACAUUGGCCACAUGGAUGCAUCAAACUGCAAGAUGUCAGAGAGUUUCUGCUUGGAGUUCAUGUGCACAGACUUUUGCAGCGUACAGCAAAACAUGGGGUACAUGAGGCCAUCGGUUUCAUAAUUUCAUGCGAAGUUCCAAGGCUUGAAAUGAGGUCUCAACGGAGUGCUGGAAGCCUCUUCACAUGAUGUUGAUUUAUGUUUGGAUUGGUAAGGUCGACAAGGUUAGUGAUCCUGUUUAAGCACUUUCAGAAAUGGGCAUGCAGAUCAUUUUGUUCUUGUGCUGAUCUUGUACCCCAAUAAUCAGUCACUCUCAUUGUAUUGCAUAGACCUUGACUAUUAGGGGAAGUAAGAAGUUGUGUACUUAUGAUACUGUCAUGAACAAUUUUUUUAAAAUUUCUAUAUGCCUUUUUAGUAACAUUAUUU
Aegilops tauschii subsp. strangulata is the source of this 2253-nucleotide messenger RNA. RefSeq lists its product as uncharacterized. Gene Ontology annotation, molecular function: protein binding. The record is from RefSeq and is a predicted model, not a curated record. NCBI's taxonomy places the organism in Eukaryota, Viridiplantae, Streptophyta, Magnoliopsida, Poales, Poaceae.